GUCACCCGUCAGGCUGUGGCCUCAGUUAUAUUUGUCUGGACGCCUGUUGGACUCAUUUGCAGGCACUUGAAUGCCAAAGAGUUUUGCUGUGUGGUUGGAAACAUUUGCAGGCAUUAAGGCACAGACAGACAUUUCCAAGGCUGCACAGAAGAAACUCACAGGGAGUCUUCCAGGGGCAAAGGACUAACAUAACCCUGAAGGAUUUUUGUCGCUGCUGUAGGCUUGUGAAAACUGCCAUCCUUUUGACCUGAUUGGAAGGUGCUCUGCAAGUGAAUUAGCUUCAGUUGUCACACGGGACGCGAUGAACACGCCGCCGAGGAAGAACUCAAGCACCUUGGUGCACUCUUUGGCCAAAGUGUUUGACUCCAAUGCCAUGCAGAACCAGGGGCCCCCGGUCAUCCCGGGAUCCUCCACCAGGUUGUCCGAGAGCACUCGGGGUACCUCCGGGGAUGCUCUCAGUCUGAUGGACACGAAACUCGAGUCGUUAAGCCAAACGGUCGAGAAACUCCUCGGCUUCCAGGAGAAGGUGGUCCAGAAGUUGGACGGCAUCACUCAAGACGUUGACAAAAUUGGACGGAAGGUGGAAAUGCUGACCGCCGGCAGAGAGGACGCAGGGCCAAGGGUCAGCGUCCCCCGUGAAGACGAGCAGAAAAGUGCAAGUGUUCCCGCCGACCUUUCUGAUCUGUUGUCCAAGUUGAACCAGAGCUCCAGGGAACAGACCAAGAAGAUAGACGGAAUCGAGAGUGUGCUGGUCGGAGUGCAGCAAGUCAUCAACUACCUCGGAGAGACCCUGAAAAAUUCCAGAAUCGCAGAGUUUAUUCUCAAAGGCCAAUUCGCAUCAAGGGGGAGAGGCGGUGAUCCGCAGCGAACCUUCAGAAAGGGAAUCGCCUCCCAAAAGUUGGCAUUAAGAAGGAAAAGAGAGAAGGUGAAAGAUCAGCAGUCUGGUGAUGUGAAAGGAAAGCAACAUUUAAAUAUUGAAGAAAUUAAAUCCCAACAGAAGAAAAAGCCUCCAGAUUCAACAGCAAUAUUUGAUCAGGAGGAUGGAGAUAUUUUCCGUGAUCAAAAGAUCGACAAGUUAAAUAAAGAAAAUGCGAACAACACAAGUCUCUUUGAGGAUCCGAACAAUAUCAGAAGCCAGGCAAAACACAAAAAUGUUGCAAAACUAAAAGGAAAGCCAUUUGAGAAAGACAUAGGUGUCUUUGAGCCUCAAUCUACCAGCUCGGCAGAAGGUACCUCCUCAGUUAUAGCUCCAGAGAUUACUGAAGCUAUUUUAGACAGUUAUGGUGGUAAUGAAAAUAAGGAAGACACAGCAGUAAAGGAACAAUGUGACAUUAAGCCUUGGAAGAGUUUUAGCCGUGCAGAAACCCAAACAGGGAUCAACAGACAAAAUGAUGAAAGGACAGAGAAGAACAAUGUUAUGUAUGACAAAAUUGUAGACAAUAGGUCCCUGGAAAAUGUGCGAACAAAGGAGGAUAAUGGAAAUAUUAAUAAAGAAUUAAUGAGUGAAUCAGAGUCAGAAGGAAGAAAGGAGAAUGUAAUAAAUGAAGAAAAUGAAGAAACAGAAAACGAGUGCAUAAAAGAUGAUGGAAGCAAUGAAGAGGUCAAGGGCACCAGUCUUGAAAACACAAACUCAGAGUUUACCAUUGCUGAGAGAUCCAAAGUGAAGGACAGAGUGUCACAGGUAGAUGAACUACCUGAGGAUCAGGAAAUUGUUUGUCAUGGCAGAAAUUGCACAGUCUUGCUAAACAGAUAUGAAGAUAGCGAAAGAGAAGCUGAAGCUUUAUUAGCAGCUGCAGCAGAAUCUGAGGAAGGAACAUCCCAGGAGACUGAGCCACAUGCAGUCAAAGAUCUGAGUCCCAUCAAUAAAAGAAGAGGGACUGGGGAAAGUUCACUGAAUGAUGACAACAAGAAAAGCAGAGUGGAGGAAAAAGGCUGCAGCCAGGAAGACACAACUGAACCAGCCUCAUGUCUGAGCAGUGCAACAUCCACUGCUAGCCAGAAGGAAAUUAACCAAGCAACCAAGGAGUGUCCACACAUUGUGAUUGAUGAUGGCCCUGCUCCACCUGCUCCAUUUGAACAUCGAAUUGUCUCAGCCAACAUGGCCCACGUCAGCAAUUACUAUACAAUCUACAAAUCUGAAGUCCUUGGAGGAGGACGGUUUGGACAAGUGCACAAAUGUGUAGAAAAGUCUACAGGUCUUACCUUAGCAGCCAAAAUAAUCAAAACCAGAGCAGCAAAGCAUAAGGAGGAGGUAAGGAAUGAGAUCCAAGUCAUGAAUCAGCUGAAUCACACAAACCUCAUCCAGCUGUACGAUGCUUUUGAGUCAAGGAAUGAUAUCACUCUGAUCAUGGAAUAUAUCGAUGGAGGGGAGCUAUUUGACAGGAUUAUAGACGAAAGCUACAAUUUAACAGAAAUGGACACAAUCCUGUUUGUAAAACAGAUCUGUGAAGGACUUCAAUAUAUGCACCAGAGGUACAUUCUUCAUCUGGAUCUAAAGCCUGAGAAUAUUUUGUGUGUCAAUCGGGAAGCCAGCCAAGUAAAGAUAAUCGACUUUGGAUUGGCCAGAAGAUAUAAACCAAGAGAGAAACUAAAAAUCAACUUUGGAACUCCAGAAUUCCUUGCUCCUGAGGUUGUGAAUUAUGACUUUGUUUCAUUCCCUACGGAUAUGUGGAGCCUUGGGGUGAUUACAUAUAUGCUGCUGAGUGGACUCUCUCCAUUUCUUGGGGAAGAUGACAAUGAGACCCUCAAUAACAUUCUUGUUUGUAAAUGGGACUUGGAUGAUGCAGAAUUUGAAAAUGUCUCUGAAGAUGCCAAAGAAUUCAUAUCAAAACUUCUUAUCAAAGAAAAGGGUGCAAGAAUAAGUGCCACCCAGUGCCUCAAACAGCCCUGGCUAAAUAACAUAGCAGAGAAAGCUAAACAAUGUAAGGUUCAUCUCAAGUCCCAGAUCCUUCUUCAGAAAUACAUGGUGCGACGGCUGUGGAAGAAGAACUAUUAUGUAGUAACUGCUGCAAACCGAUUGAAGAAACGCAGUUCUGGGACAUUGGCCUCCAUUGAAGUUUGAGCAUCUGGUGUUUGGAUCUAUGACCAAGUGCACUUUUCUCUGUAGGACAGUAGCACACAGGACUUGUAUCACCGUCUUGCCGAAAUGCCUUUGUUUACUCUUCUACUCUAACAUAAUCUGGUUCAGGUUUAGGAAUCUAUGUUUAGGCAACAAAAUCAUGUGUGAGUGUCAUUGGGAUUUAAUUAUCUUUCUAAGAAGGGAGUGGCGUUUUGAUGUGAUUGUAGUUAUCUUAAUCAUGUUCUUGUUAUUUAUAUAAGUUUUAUGGCCAGUGUUUUUGAAGCUAAGCUGCAUUUUUAUAUAUAAAGAUUAGUUAUCAUCAUUUUAAGGCAUCAAUAAAUUAAGCACAAGGAAUUCCUCAAAUUCAAAGGAUCCCUGUAUUAAGGUUUCCUCUCCUUCUGGGAGCUGGUGGUACUGUCACUAGACCAACAAGCCAGAGGACAUUGUUUUAUAUCCCGAACAGAGCAACUGGUGAAACGUGAAAAAAAAGCAGGGGCAGGUCAUUCAUCCCUUCAGAUCUACUACACCAUUCAAUAUGACCGUAAUUGAUCAUCCAACUCAGUAGCUAUAGAGGUUAAAUUCUAUGAAUAAAUCUGAAAUAUAAAGUGAGUCUAGACAAUAGUGACCAUUGUUGAAUAUAGUAAAAACUAAUGACCGAUAGGAGAGGAAAUCCAAUCUUUCUGGCUCAGCUUUCAUGUGACUCCAAACUCAGAACAAUAUCAACCUCCCUCUGCAAUGACCAAGCAAGCAACUCAGUUUCAAGGGCACAUGGGAUGGACAAUGGCCUUGCCAGUGAUGCUGUCAUCCCGUGAAAGAAUACAAGAUAAACAUCAGUCUGGAGAAGCUGUGAACUGGACGUUUCCUAAACCUUUUUUCCCCUUAAUCCUCUACAGAUCUGGAGAAACCUUAUUGUUAGAGAUACUUCUAAAAAGAUGUUUUCAAAGCCCCAGUUAGUUGAUGAAAUGGUAAUUAUGCACCUUGGAAUGAAGCCUCUGCCUGCAGUUGACAGCAAUAGGACUGAGCCACUGCCACCCUCUUGUGGCAUUUCCUAAUUUAUCCUUUUCUACCAUUUUACUGUCUCAGUAUAUUAAAAUUUUAUGGACUCUUGGUUUCAUUAGCAAGGAGUUGAAUAGAAUCUUUGUGAAUUUUUGAAGUAAGGCUGUUUAAUGUUUCAGUGUCGCUGUUUUGCCCCAGUUUUACUGAACGCUGCAUGAACAUAGGCACUCAAUUAGUCCACGUUUUUUUCUGAGAGAAAGACCACAUUAAAGAAGUUGAGCUCCCAACAGGUCCUGCCUGUCACUAUUGAUAUUUUGAACAAAAUUUCAAUCAAAAAAAGACAUAUUAAAGACUGGCUGCCCAGCAAAUGCAAUUCUGGGGAAAGACUCAUAUCAUUUUUUUAUAAAUCAGCCCUUGGAAGUCUCAUUGGCAGUAAGAGCUGAGUCUAAAUACAUGGAAAUCUGUUUUCCCUCCCACCCCAAUGCAAACGGGCAUUAACAAGAAAACUCUACUAUUGAGUCCAUUUACUGGAUAUCAGGAAGAUCAAGCUGUGUACACCACACACUUUUGACCUGUCUCUCUGUCCAAUUCUAAUCAAUGGGUGAAACAUUAUUUACUUUAUCUCUGCAAAAACAGCAGUUGUUCAAAUUAUACUGUUUUCAAUGAUGCCUUAAAGUAAUUUUGGUUUUUGUAAAAGACAUAGUUGUGAUACUCUGUCCUAACCUACAUAACUGCAAUUCCAUCAAAGCUGAUGUUGGAUCUGAUUUAUUUUCAUUCAUCAUUUAACAGUAGUUUUCUUUGUAGAGAGUAGUAAUUGCUAAGAUAGUAACCAUGCGGUCACUCCUCUUGUGAAAAUGGCAAAUAGAAGCAGGGAUUUCACCAAUGAGAGUUAUCUGAACUUAGUCAGUGAGUUUAGCUGGAUCACUGAGACAUUCACCUAAUAGCAAGUUACAGAGCAGCAUUCCACCAAAAUACGUGGGGAAUAGGUUAUCACUGGGGAACGCUAUCAAGCAUAGGGGAGUCCUCAAGGAAAACUAUAAGUGAAUGGAUGAGAAAACACAAUUAAUUUGAAGUACAUCAAGGUAGCAAAUCAUUCAAAAUACAAGAAAAAAAACUCAUGGUGUAAAACCUUAAGUAGAAGCUUGUGACCUCUACAAUUGUUCCAUUUAUCUGUAUUCAGUGCAAGUAACUUUUGGAUAACAUUAUUUUUAAUGUCUGGCUCUUUAAAUACUUCAGUUAGUUUAUUUUAAGCAUAUCAUAAAUCCAACUUAUGUCACUUACAGUCAUCUAGAAAGUUUAAAAUCCAGUCAUCCUCACAAUAUUUUGUUCCUCUCAAUUUGCAAAAGAAAUUACAGUUCCUGUAUCAUAUUUUUUUCUAAUUUAAAUCAAA
Hemiscyllium ocellatum (epaulette shark) is the source of this 5444-nucleotide messenger RNA. It is a transcript of the gene mylk4b, whose product is annotated as myosin light chain kinase family, member 4b. The record is from RefSeq and is a predicted model, not a curated record. Gene Ontology annotation, biological process: protein phosphorylation; intracellular signal transduction; positive regulation of apoptotic process. The transcript is spliced from 13 exons. Gene Ontology annotation, cellular component: cytoplasm; nucleus. Lineage: Eukaryota; Metazoa; Chordata; Chondrichthyes; Orectolobiformes; Hemiscylliidae. The coding region runs from base 302 to 3061 and encodes 919 amino acids. Gene Ontology annotation, molecular function: ATP binding; protein serine/threonine kinase activity.